AUGGCGUCCGAAAAGAGCGACGCAACGCCCUUCAUAAAAAAUGGUAAUACCGCCGUCAUCACCAAAACGCCGGUACCCGAUCCGAAAGCCGCCAAGCUUGGCAGGGGUAAAGCUCUCAAGCAGGUCUUGGCAUCAUUUGUAGCUAACUUGGGGACCAUCAACACCGGCAUGGCUUUCGGUUUCUCAGCUACUGCGCUACCGCAGAUGAAAGAACAGUUAAAUAUAACAGACAGUCAAUCUAGUUGGAUUGCAAGUCUGAGCUCUGCCGGCACCCCAGUUGGAUGCCUCCUUAGUGGCUACCUGAUGGACAACAUCGGACGACGCAAUACGCUUAUCAUCACGGAGAUUCCUCUUAUACUUGGAUGGCUUUUAAUUGCUUUUGCACAAAAUAUUCCUAUGAUUUAUGCCGGUAGGUUAAUGAUCGGUUUGGGUUGCGGCAUGGUGGGUGCUCCGGCCAGAGUUUAUACUUGCGAGGUAUCUCAGCCGCAUCUUCGAGGCAUGCUGGGUGCUCUAGCAUCCGUCGGCGUUUCUACUGGUGUUUUAAUUCAAUAUGUAAUAGGCACAAACACAACAUGGAAUAUUUUGGCAGGCGUCAGCGCAAUAAUACCGAUACUCUCGUUCCUCGGCAUGCUGUUUAUGCCCGAAACGCCCAACUAUCUCCUGACUCAGAUAGGCAGGGAGAGGGCCGAAAGUUCCCUGGCUAAGCUGAGAGGGUCUACAUGCAACUUGCAGGAGGAAAUACAAAAGAUGAUAGCUUUCAAAGAAAAAAAUCAUGUUGAGCCGCUGAAAGGAUUCCGAGAAACCAUCAAAGCUCUUGUUUCUCCAUCAACAUUGAAGCCGUUCACAAUCCUCGCUAUUUAUUUCUUCGUCUACCAGUGGUGUGGUGUUAAUACCAUCACAUUUUACGCUGUUCAAGUGUUUGAGGCAUCUGGUGCAGACAAGACGGCCAAAUACUGGCUGACGAUAUCGCUGGGCAUCUUGCGUGUUAUCUUCACUGUGGUCGGCUGCAUUCUCUGCAGAAAAUGUGGCAGGAGAAUCCUUACUUUUGUAUCUGCAUUGGGCUGCGGUUUGACAAUGAUAUGCCUCGCCAUCUACAUGUACUAUGUGAAGUACUGGAACGAAAAUGGAAUGCCUCUACAGUACGCCUGGAUUCCAGUUGCAAGCAUUUAUAUCUUCAUGAUAUUCUGUACACUGGGCUAUUUGAUCAUUCCCUGGGUUAUGAUCGGUGAAGUUUACCCAACACAGGUUCGAGGCAUCAUCGGUGGUUUGACGACAUGUGUGGCCCAUUUGUCCGUGUUCUCCGUCGUGAAGACAUACCCUUACCUCAAGAAACUGCUCGAUGAUUACGGAGUCUUUGGUCUUUACGGCACUAUGUCUUUACUUGCCAUUAUAUUCUUCUACUUCUGUCUUCCGGAGACUAAAGGCAGGACACUGCAGGAGAUCGAAGACUACUUCAGCGGCAGGACGAAGUCUCUGAGGAGGCGCAACACUCAGUGUGAGGGAGCGUGA
Arctia plantaginis is the source of this 1509-nucleotide messenger RNA. Lineage: Eukaryota; Metazoa; Arthropoda; Insecta; Lepidoptera; Erebidae. The record is from the annotation of a GenBank genome assembly.